Miscanthus lutarioriparius is the source of this 405-nucleotide messenger RNA. The record is from the annotation of a GenBank genome assembly. NCBI's taxonomy places the organism in Eukaryota, Viridiplantae, Streptophyta, Magnoliopsida, Poales, Poaceae.
AUGGCCAAUUUAGGUUCACGUCAAAGAAUGGCAGGAAAACAUAUCAAGUACCAGUUGCCAAAUCUCAGAGCAAGCAAAACUUCAUUGAAGGAAAGUGAUCCUCGGAACAAGCACAGGAAACUCUACACUCAACUGGUGUCAGCUCAGCUCAAGAUACAAGACAUCAAAUCACAGAGAUCAGCGCUUCUUUUAGAAAUCAGCAAAGCUGCACUACAGCAGAUGGAUAUGAAGUCCUUGGAGGAGGAAUACAAAGCGCUGCAAGGUGAUAAAUCUGGGGAAGUUGAGUACUUCCAGACUCUUGAUGAAACAAUUAAUGGGAUGAAGGGGAUUUCGGAUCCUGUCAAAUGCCGUUGCGGACUGGAGUACAAUGUAAAACUUGUUGGCGAAGCCAUGGAUAUAAGCUAA